This is a messenger RNA of Homo sapiens (human), 1927 nucleotides long. RefSeq names its product ubiquinol-cytochrome c reductase complex assembly factor 3 (gene UQCC3). Gene Ontology annotation, cellular component: mitochondrial inner membrane. NCBI's taxonomy places the organism in Eukaryota, Metazoa, Chordata, Mammalia, Primates, Hominidae. The transcript has 2 exons. Gene Ontology annotation, biological process: mitochondrial respiratory chain complex III assembly. The record is from RefSeq and is marked reviewed. The coding region runs from base 74 to 355 and encodes 93 amino acids.
AGUGAGACCGCGCGGCAACAGCUUGCGGCUGCGGGGAGCUCCCGUGGGCGCUCCGCUGGCUGUGCAGGCGGCCAUGGAUUCCUUGCGGAAAAUGCUGAUCUCAGUCGCAAUGCUGGGCGCAGGGGCUGGCGUGGGCUACGCGCUCCUCGUUAUCGUGACCCCGGGAGAGCGGCGGAAGCAGGAAAUGCUAAAGGAGAUGCCACUGCAGGACCCAAGGAGCAGGGAGGAGGCGGCCAGGACCCAGCAGCUAUUGCUGGCCACUCUGCAGGAGGCAGCGACCACGCAGGAGAACGUGGCCUGGAGGAAGAACUGGAUGGUUGGCGGCGAAGGCGGCGCCGGCGGGAGGUCACCGUGAGACCGGACUUGCCUCCGUGGGCGCCGGACCUUGGCUUGGGCGCAGGAAUCCGAGGCAGCCUUUCUCCUUCGUGGGCCCAGCGGAGAGUCCGGACCGAGAUACCAUGCCAGGACUCUCCGGGGUCCUGUGAGCUGCCGUCGGGUGAGCACGUUUCCCCCAAACCCUGGACUGACUGCUUUAAGGUCCGCAAGGCGGGCCAGGGCCGAGACGCGAGUCGGAUGUGGUGAACUGAAAGAACCAAUAAAAUCAUGUUCCUCCACCCAGAAUGAGCCCUGCAGUCGACACCUACCAAUGCUUAGAGACGCGUGGUCGGUGCUGGGGGCGCGGCCUGGAGCUGCUGCCUGUCCCACCCCACCAGAAGAGGCUGAUCCCGAUAGGUAUCUGACCACAUUUUUUUUUUUUUUUUUUUUUUGAGACGGAGUCAAUGUCACCCAGGCUGGAGUGCAGUGGCACGAUCUCGGCUCACUGCAACCUCCGCCCCUGGGUUCCAGCAAUUCUCCUGCCUCAGCUUCCCGAGUAGCCGGGAUCACAAGUGCGCGCCACCAAGCCCAGCUAACUUUUGUGUUUUUAGUUGAGACAGGGUUCACCAUGUUGGCUAGACUGGUCUCGAACUCCAGACCCAGGUGAUCCGCCCGCCUCGGCCUCCCAAAGGGCUGGGAUUACAGGCGUGAACCACCUCGCCCUGCCGCGGCCACAUUUUUUCUUUUUUUUGAGAUGGAGUCUUGCUCUUGUCACCCAGGCAGGAGUGCAGUGGCGCAAUCUUGGCUCACUGCAACCUCUGCCUCCUGGGUUCAAGCUGUUCUCCUUACUCAGCCUCCCAUGUAGCUGGGAUUACAGGCGUCCGCAACCACGCCCGGCUGAUAUUAGUAGUUUUAGUAGAGGCGGGUUUCACCAUGUGGCCAGGCUGAUCUCGAACUCCUGACCUCAGGCAGUUCACCCGUCUCAGCCUCCCAAAGUGCUGGGAUUAGAGGCGUGAGCCACUGCGCCCGGCCAACCACAUUUUCAAAACAGGUCAUGUGGUGUCAGGUUGGAGUGUACUUCCAGGGAUAACCGUGGGACAUUCUUGAAAUCUGAACUAUCCUGGGAAGUCUUGAAGUAAUGGAUGCCUAUAGUGGACACUCAGGACUCCUGUCCUUGGAGCGAGAUUGGAGGGGCAUCUAGCACUUAACAUAUGCCACAAUGCUUUCUGUGGCCAUUAUUUAACCUCUGGUUAAACAAGCUUAGGAGGCUGACUUACUAGUAGUAAAAGGAGUGUGCUUUGAGUCACAGAUCCUGGUUGAACUCCAGCAUGUUACAAACCUCAGCCCUGUUCUAUGAAAGGUCAUAACUACGAGGAUUAUUGUAAAACAUUAAUUUAGAAAUGUAAAGUGGUCCCCAAUCUCUGGAUCUGGUCAGGAUUUAUUGGAGCUGCCACUGAGGGGAUUAAAUAAGUGGGGUCAAAGCCCCACAGCCUAGUCAACCAAGUUGCUCCUCUUUUGUCUAUCCUGUGGUUCCCAAGCAAGACUGCAAUUGAAAAAAAGGCUGCUGUUAUUAAAGUCAGAACACCAAAUAAAGCUUUUUUUUUUUUUUUGA